Messenger RNA from Acaulospora morrowiae, 408 nucleotides. The record is from the annotation of a GenBank genome assembly. NCBI's taxonomy places the organism in Eukaryota, Fungi, Glomeromycota, Glomeromycetes, Diversisporales, Acaulosporaceae.
AUGGCCUUCAAACACUCCACUCGCGUAUUACGACGGACACAUCCGCACACUCCAUUCAUGGACACUAUGAAUAAUUUUCCCACAACUUCGGAAAUCCUGAGUAUUAUUCAUGAUGGGCAAAGGAAUGAUCAUACAAUCACCGAGAGCAUUGUCAAAGAACAGGAUGAAAUUGAAAGGUCCUCACCUUCCAAUGGUGAAACCAUGGAUCAAUCUUAUUCACACUCUCCAACUACUCAACAGGCAUUUAAUGCUGCCAACGAUCGAAAAAAAACUAGUGAUAGUCAUUUCAAAACUCGAGGCGUUAGUACUACAAGCAGUGGAUUAGGAGGAAUCGGGAAAAUCCCCAGUAAUUCAAAUACAUUCAAUGGUACUGAUCUUUCCUAUGGAUCGAUCGAUAAGAUUAAAUAG